Vollenhovia emeryi is the source of this 2915-nucleotide messenger RNA. RefSeq names its product zinc finger and BTB domain-containing protein 14. Gene Ontology annotation, biological process: regulation of transcription by RNA polymerase II. Gene Ontology annotation, molecular function: protein binding. The record is from RefSeq and is a predicted model, not a curated record. Lineage: Eukaryota; Metazoa; Arthropoda; Insecta; Hymenoptera; Formicidae. Bases 310 to 1740 code for a protein of 476 amino acids. The transcript has 6 exons. Gene Ontology annotation, cellular component: nucleus.
CGAUUUUUAGGCUCCUACGCGGCGGUUCGUUCGAUGCUCGUAUCUGCCCCGUGUGCCCCCGUCCUGUCCGCGCCAAGCGCCUUUCAAAACACCGACGACGCGCGCGGGCUACGCCGCGCUCGUGCACGCAGUCCUCGUUCCCCGUCGACGUUGCCCGCUGUGCUUGUCCCGUCGUUUCCCCCCCGGCUGCACCCCCGUAGCCCCGGAACCUGGUCGUCGGCGUGGCUAGCCCUCGCGCGCGGAGUUUAAUCCCCGGCGGAGCCGUCUCCCUCGGCAGUGGAACCCGGAGUCGUCGUUACCGGUGCGCCGAUGCUCUCAGAAAAGAUGGCCAUCGCCGCCUCGGAGAACUAUCAGCUCAAGUGGCACAGCUACGGGGCGCAUCUGCACAGCUCCGUCGCCACGCUGCUCCACUCGGAGUCCUUCGCGGACGUUCUGCUGGCCACGUCCUGCGGACGGCACGUGGCGGCCCAUCGGUUCGUCCUCGCCGCCUGCUCGUCUUACCUCAGCCACAUUUUCCAGACGUGCCACUUCGGCGCCAACACCAACGCGCCGAUAAUCGUGGUGCUGCCCACGGAGAUCGGAUACCGCACGCUGAAAAUCCUGAUACAGUACAUGUACAGCGGCGAGGCCACCGUGACGAACGACCAGCUGGAGGGCGUCCUGAAGGCCGGCGACAUACUGCGUGUGCGUGGACUGUGGAGAUCGAACACCGGCAGCAGCAAGAAGGAGAACAUACAGUCGAACAAUCAGAAGAUCGAGCGCGACAAGCGGGAAACGUCGCAGCUGACCGGGCAGAUACAGAAGAUCAAGCUGGUGCAGCCGACCUCCGAGAAGGUGAUCGAGAACGUGCAACAGGCGGCCGCGGCAUGCCAGAACAAUCUGCAGCCGGCGAAGCCGGUCGAGAGGAAGAGCGUCGAGAAGAUCGACGACAAGGCCAGCGAGUCCGAGGGCAAGAAGACCCUGGAGGAGAAGAGUAACGAGCAGAGCAAGAACAAGGAGAAUCUUGAGACGAACGGCAAGAAGAAGAAGGCCGUCAGCAGCGACGUCGAGUCGAACAAGUCGAAGAGCGAGGGCGAAAACACCGAACUAAAUCUCGAGCUACUAGUGAAGGACGAGCCGAUCGAUUGGGAGGAGACGAUCGAUCCGUCGGAAUCGCUUACGAUAGACCAUGAGAUCGAUAUCAAACCAGAGAUCGUGCACAGCGCGGACGAGGACGGUGACAUGGAGGAGGAAGAAUACACACCGCUGACGUGCGACAUGUGCAGUCAGACGUUUAACAGACCGUCGGACUGGGUGAGACACAUAGAAUUCACGCAUGCCGACAUGACCGAGAAUCGGAGAAAGAAACGAAAGGACGAUAUAAACGACGACAGCAAGGAUUUCCCGCCUCUCAAGUGCGAUCUAUGCGGCAACAUGUACUCGACGCCGCAGGAGUGGGUGCGUCACAUACAGACGGAGCACACGGAGGAGCAGCUGGCCUUGAUGAACAAUUCGGCGCCCCCGAAGCCGAAGAGGGUUCACAAUCACCAAAAGUUAUGCAACAUAUGUCAAAAGGAGUUCCCGAGUCACGCCUCGAUGGUCAUCCACCAGAGAACACACACGGGCGAAAAGCCCUUCCUCUGCUCCUACUGUAAAAAGGGCUUCAACGUAAAGAGCAACUUACUGAGGCAUUUAAGGACACUGCAUGACAAAUACGUACAUCCUAGCUUAUACGGAAGUAACGGUAGCACGAACGCUUAAAGACCUCUCACAUUUCUUUCCGACGCAACAAUAUAUAUGUAUAUAAAUAUAUAUAUUGUCUUGCAUGGCGUCUCAGUCGUGGAGAGACCAUACGGUAUCUUAUGUAUAUUCAAUAUUAUGACUACGUAGACUGAACGCGUAUCUAUAACGUAUAAAAAGGAUGCCAAAUCGGAGCACGACGGCGAACUGAUCGGGCCGAGAUCUGUGUGAAUCUCCACCGCGAGAGGAAGCAUAACUGAGCGCGCAUUUUAAAAUUUCACAAUGCAUAUUGGAGAGAAAUCUAUACAAACUAUUUUUUCUAAAGGGUAGUUGUGCAUUCUUUAUAUAAUAAUCUUCUUUUUAAUAAUGUAUAAAAUAAUAGAACUUCUCUAUUUCUCUCUCUCGUUAAAUAACUUUCGGUUGAGUUGAAACAAGAAAGCAAUAUCAGGGUCUUAAUACCAAAGAGGCUGAUUAAUAUUGCCAAAAUGUCUCAUUUGAACGUUUUGAACCUUCUUUUCUUCCCCUUAAUGUAGCGCACGUAUUUGAAAACAAGUUACUUGUUUGAGAAAAGGAUUUUCGUUUGAGAACAAAGAGGACAAAUGAAGAAUGACUUUACUAUUUAUAGAGAUCUGUCGAGGAGUGCUUGCGUGUAAAAUAAUUCUAUAGUAUAAAUCAAUAUUUAAUGAUUAACUUAAUUAUUUAGAGUAAUUCUAGGAUAAAUCCAAAUUAUGUAAGAUUUAACUGUAUACUAUUUCUAGGCUAUUCCAUCCAUGAUAGCCCUCUUAUUCCCUCAGCUCGUAAGUUAAUUAUGUAUUUUUAUAUUAAAGUAGCGUAUACACACACACAAACAUAUAAAAAAAAGUAAGAUACUUGCAUUAAGCAAAACUUGAAAUUUCGAUCUAGGCUAGGACAUAAGGAUAAUAUAUAACAUUCAAAAUUUAUCAAAUUUUUUGAAAAUAUAUUGAGUUCUUCUUACAUAUAAAAAAAAAGAACAAUGCGAUAUUAUCAAAAUACUGUCACAGUCUCUGGAACAUUAAUAAUGUGAAUAUUAAUUAAGAGGAUGACACCAUUUUGCUAUACUAACCAUUGUGUCACUCUACUAUAAAUUUUAGUGUCAAUUCUGCAUCGCGCUAGCACUGUGACGAGCCAAAUAACUUUUAAAUGUAAAAUUAAAAUAAUAUAUUACCUUAAAAGUA